ACCGGGGCUGCCCUAGCCAGCCGAGGCGGCGGCGAUGGCGUCGUCGGUGCUGGAGGCCACGCGGGCGGCGCACGAGGACCUGGAGCGGCUCGAGCGCCUGGCGGUGCGCGAGCUGCAGCGCGACCCCGCCAACGCGCGCGACCGCCUCUUCCAGUCCCACCGCGUCCGCAACAUCAUCGACCUCCUCGUCACCACCUCCGACAGGCUCGUGGAAAUCUACGAAGACAAGGACGGUGCUAGGAAGGAAGAGAUCUCCAACCAUUUGACUGCUCCAGCACAAGACGACAUCUUCCACAAGUUCUUUGACAGGCUCAAAGAUAUCCGUGAAUCCCAUAGGCGGAAUCACUCCGCUCGUUUUGUCAGUGAUGCUGACGAUCAUGAAGAGCUACUAAAGGAGGAACCAGCUAUUGAAUUCUCUGGCGAGGAAGCAUUUGGUCGGUACCUGGACUUGCAUGAGCUCUACAACGAGUUCAUAAAUUCCAAGUUUGGAUCGCUCAUGGAAUACUCGGCAUAUGUUGGCACUUUUUCUCAGACGGAGAAGAUCACACAUAGUCUAAAAGCUACCAGGCAAUACAAAGAAUAUUUGGAGCAUAUUUUGGAAUAUCUGACAUAUUUUCUGCGUCGCACAGAGCCAUUGCAAGAUCUUCAGAAGAUAUUUACAAAGUUGGAAAGUGAUUUUGAAGAACAGUGGGCCAAUGGAGAAGUACCUGGCUGGGAAAAUAGGGGCACAGAAAAAGAAUCUGUGCUGCAAGAGUCUGAAGUAGACCUUGAUUACUAUAACUCUGUUGAAGAACUUGUAGAGCUUGGUCCGGAAAAGUUGAAAGAGGCUUUAGCUGCUCGUGGAUUGAAAGGCGGUGGCACUGUUCAACAGCGUGCAGAGCGACUCUUCUUGCUGAAGCAUACACCAUUGGAACAAUUGGACCGUAAGCAUUUUGUAAAAGGUUCACGUAGUUCUGUCUCAAAUGUGCCUUCUAAUGGCAACAAUUCCAAGGAUGAUUUGAAGAAGGAAAUUGCCUUGAUCGAAGUAAAGAUGAGGCGCCUGUGUGAGAUUCUUGAUGAGAUCAUUGUAAGAACAAAGGAAAAUGCCGAGAAGAAACUGACUUUGACCUAUGAAGAAAUGGAAGCAGAACGAGAAGAGGAAGAAGUACAAGCUGAUAGUGAAAGUGAUGACGAAGACCAACAAAUCUACAACCCUCUCAAGUUACCAAUGGGCUGGGAUGGAAAACCUAUCCCCUAUUGGCUCUAUAAGCUUCACGGUCUUGGUCAGGAAUUCAAGUGCGAGAUAUGUGGCAACCACAGUUACUGGGGGAGAAGGGCUUAUGAGCGCCAUUUCAAGGAGUGGCGCCACCAGCAUGGGAUGCGAUGCCUUGGUAUUCCUAAUACCAAGAACUUCAAUGAAAUCACAUCCAUCGAGGAGGCCAAGGCACUCUGGGAGAGAAUACAAUCAAAGCAAGGGCUGAACAAGUGGCGGCCAGACUUGGAAGAAGAGUACGAGGAUACAGAUGGCAAUAUCUACAAUAAGAAGACUUACACUGACCUGCAGCGGCAAGGCCUGAUAUAGAAUUGUAGCUGUGAUCCUAGUUCACUGCCGCGUGCUAAAAUGGCUGGUCUACUGUUCCAUGGAAAUCUGUUGACUUGCCCUGCUGUCGUAACCUUGUAUUGACACAUUAUUUCUAGCAACAUGGUACUUCGGAGAUGACUGUUUUCUUCCUGUUACAUUGCCAAAUGUGCUCUAGCCGCCACUUUGCUCGGCUUGCUUUGCGUUUUCUCUGCGUGACAGAUAAUUGUGUGAUGUGGAUGGA
Molecule: messenger RNA, 1802 nt
Organism: Lolium rigidum
Lineage: Eukaryota; Viridiplantae; Streptophyta; Magnoliopsida; Poales; Poaceae
Product: splicing factor SF3a60 homolog
Exons: 12
Coding region: 35-1561 (508 amino acids)
Biological process (GO): mRNA splicing, via spliceosome
Cellular component (GO): spliceosomal complex; nucleus
Molecular function (GO): zinc ion binding; RNA binding
Source: RefSeq, a predicted model, not a curated record